Varanus komodoensis (Komodo dragon) is the source of this 2689-nucleotide messenger RNA. RefSeq names its product pyruvate kinase M1/2 (gene PKM). Gene Ontology annotation, cellular component: cytoplasm. Bases 115 to 1698 code for a protein of 527 amino acids. Gene Ontology annotation, molecular function: pyruvate kinase activity; magnesium ion binding; potassium ion binding. Gene Ontology annotation, biological process: cellular response to insulin stimulus; glycolytic process. The transcript has 11 exons. The record is from RefSeq and is a predicted model, not a curated record. Lineage: Eukaryota; Metazoa; Chordata; Lepidosauria; Squamata; Varanidae.
GCGGCUCUCAGAACUACCUUGACGCCGUGCCGGCUGGAGCGGCCGGUCAGAGAGGUGGAGACUCUCCGAAGGGACUGACUUCAGUAGCCGGGCAGAUACCGACUCUCAGCAGCCAUGUCUAAGCAACAUGAUGCUUUCAUCCAGACCCAGCAGCUGCAUGCUGCCAUGGCAGACACAUUCCUGGAGCACUUGUGCCGCCUGGACAUCGACUCUGCCCCAAUCACUGCAAGAAACACCGGUAUUAUUUGCACAAUCGGCCCGGCCUCUCGGUCAGUGGAAAUGCUGAAAGAAAUGAUUAAAUCUGGCAUGAAUAUUGCCCGUCUCAACUUCUCUCAUGGAACACAUGAGUACCACGCAGAAACAAUCAAGAAUGUACGGCAAGCUACUGAGAGCUUUGCUUCUGAUCCUAUUUCAUACAGACCGGUCGCUAUUGCAUUGGAUACUAAGGGACCUGAAAUUCGAACUGGACUCAUCAAGGGUAGUGGUACUGCAGAAGUGGAGCUGAAGAAAGGUGCAACCCUAAAAGUGACCCUGGAUGAUGCCUUUAUGGAAAAAUGUGAUGAGAACGUACUGUGGGUGGAUUACAAGAAUCUCACCAAAGUUGUAGAUGUUGGCAGCAAAAUCUAUGUGGACGAUGGUCUUAUCUCUCUUCUUGUUAAGGAGAAAGGUGCUAACUAUGUCAUCACUGAAAUAGAAAAUGGUGGAAUGCUAGGUAGCAAGAAGGGUGUAAAUCUGCCAGGAGCAGCAGUGGACCUUCCAGCUGUUUCUGAAAAGGACAUCCAAGAUUUAAAAUUUGGUGUAGAGCAGGAUGUGGACAUGGUGUUUGCAUCCUUCAUCCGUAAAGCAGCUGAUGUUCAUGCUGUCAGGAAGGUGCUGGGUGACAAGGGAAAGAACAUCAAGAUCAUUAGCAAGAUUGAAAACCAUGAAGGAGUACGCAGGUUUGAUGAGAUCAUGGAGGCUAGCGAUGGCAUCAUGGUAGCUCGUGGUGAUCUUGGAAUUGAGAUUCCUGCUGAAAAAGUUUUCCUUGCCCAGAAAAUGAUGAUUGGUCGAUGCAACAAAGCUGGCAAGCCAAUCACUUGUGCUACUCAGAUGCUGGAGAGCAUGAUCAAGAAACCGCGUCCAACACGUGCGGAGGGGAGUGAUGUCGCCAACGCUGUCCUGGAUGGAGCUGACUGCAUCAUGCUGUCUGGAGAGACUGCCAAAGGAGACUACCCUCUGGAGGCUGUCCGAAUGCAGCAUCUCAUUGCUCGCGAAGCAGAGGCAGCCAUCUUUCACAGGCAAUUAUUUGAAGAGCUCCGACGGCUGGCCCCCCUGAAUCGGGAUCCUACUGAAGCUGCCGCUGUUGGCGCUGUCGAAGCUUCCUUCAAGUGCUGCAGUGGGGCCAUUAUCGUACUCACCAAAUCUGGAAGGUCUGCUCAUCUGGUGUCAAGGUACCGCCCACGUGCUCCCAUCAUUGCUGUGACCCGGAAUGCUCAGACAGCACGCCAGGCCCAUCUUUACCGCGGCAUCUUCCCUGUGCUGUGCACUAAGCCAACCCACGAGUCCUGGGCUGAAGAUGUUGACCUCCGAGUCAAUGUGGGCAUGGAUGUUGGUAAAGCCCGUGGAUUUUUCAAGACUGGUGAUCUGGUCAUAGUACUUACAGGAUGGCGUCCUGGCUCCGGUUACACCAACACCAUGCGUGUGGUGCCAGUUCCAUAAAAACAAACCCAGAAACCUCAUCCCUCUCCUCCUGUCUCGCCGCCACCUUCUUGCAUUAGACCAGCAAUUGCUUGCAAUAUUGUCCUUGUCUGUAGAGUGGAUAGAGGCUGCCAACAACCACCAAGUGCAGUAACUGGGGGAAGAGAGACUAAGUCUAGAAAUACUUGAACUAGCAAAGCCCCUCCUGUUUCUUUCUUUCCCUGCCUUACUUGUUCAGAGCCAGCAUUGGGUGGUCUAGCAUGGCACCCAGGGCUUCCCUGCACUUCUGCUGUGGGUCUCAUAGUGUAGAGAAGCAGGGGCGUCCUUGUCUGUGCGACUGGUAGGGCACUCUGUGCAAUGGCUUGAUGGCGUGCCUGCCACACUCCCUUCUUCUGCCCCAGAUCUGUUCUGUUGGUCUCCACAGUCAGGCCCGCACCCACACACUCCAGUUCAGAGCAAUGUUAGACCACAGCUCCCUAGGUCUUGCGGCAUUUCGUGAGUCUUGCUGUGUUCCUGGUAAAUGGGUUCUUGGAGCACUGUAACCUAAACUUCCUGACACAAAUCACUUGGCUGUCUAAAAAUACACUCCAGUAGGUGGUGAUAGAAGGCAACACAUGCUUAUUCUCUGAAGUUCCAGAAAACCACUCCUUAAACUUGUCGCUGUACCUCAUUGCCAGUAUAGUUAGAGUAAUGGGUGCUUUUGUUACAAGAGUCUAUUCCGGGUACAGAUGGCUUCAGGAUGGAUAUUGUGGAAAAGAAUUAAAUGAGGCAACAGAACUUGUGUAUGGAACUUAAAGCGCCGAGUAGUGCUGUCGGAAUUGUUCCACCUGAUGCAGUCCCACAUCUUAAGCUGCUAAGAAAUGCUAAUAUGCCUGUUGCAGUGUUGUGUUUUGUGUUUAAUGUUUCCCGAGAGUACUGUCCUCUGUAGAUCUGGAUAAGUGACCUACUGUAACAGGUUAUCAGGUUGCAGCAUAGAACUUUGUACAUCAAUAAAGCAGAGCUCACACACCUA